GCUUGUUCGGCGCCGUUUCGUCCCCGCGAAUAGGACAUGGACAUACUUCAACUCAUACAGACACUUUGCAGGUCAGGCCCGAAGCGCUCGGUGAACGCCCAAUGUGAGGUUUUAUUUGUCAGACAUACCAAGGUGCCUGACGUAUACACCACAUUGCAGACGCGUAUCAAGGCUACAACGGACGCGAUCAGACAUUUCUAGAUCCAAGGGCAAUAACUACAACUACAUUCUUGAGAUCUCUGCCGCCAGUCUUUCCUCUCGGCGGAACACUUCACUAUGGCCAGCACGACCACCUCCAACCUUUCAAGCGCCAUCAAUGCAGCACUUGCACCGGCUCCUAACAGGAUCGGCGUCAUAGUAUGCAGCCAGCGCAGUCCACGAGCAGGUCUUCAGAUCACGCAGUUCGUCCUCGACACGCUCAAAACAUACCAAAAGGCUCAUCCAAGCGCGACACCGUAUGAGCUCAGCCUCAUCGACCUCAACGACCAUCCACUGCCACUCUACAAUGAGCCAGGCAUUCCGUCGCGAAUCCAUUCGUCGUCAGAGUACAAGUACGAGCACACACGCAAGUGGUCCGACUUUAUAUCUUCGUAUCAGGCAAUCGUUUUUGUCACGCCGCAGUACAACUGGGGGUAUCCGGCCAGCAUCAAGAACGCGAUCGACUACUUGUUCAACGAGUGGAAAGGCAAGCCGGCCUUGGUGGUGAGCUAUGGUGGACAUGGUGGUGGGAAGGCCGCGGUGCAGUUGCAGCAGGUGCUGCAGGGUGUGGAUAUGAAGGUGGUCAAGGAAACCGUUGGCUUGACGUUUCCGGACCGGGCGGCGCUGGUGAAAGCUGCGACUGGCCAAGAUCUGGGACUGAAAGUGAGUAUUGCGGAGGAGAGUGAGGUGAUUGAUAAGGAGAACGCGUUGGAGACGCUUAGCGAUGCGAAGGCCAACGGGGAGGGCGAGGGCAAGUCGGAGGCGCUCUGGGCGAAGGAGAGUAAGGAGAUUUGUACUGCUUUCUGGGAGUUGAUUAGCUUGCUUAACGAGUGAGACUGCAUCUUCCAAGGAGUGAAUGCGGUAUGGGCACUCGAUGCGAGAUAUUGGAAGACUGGUUGUUACUUCGGCUUUACGGCGACGGUGCAAGUCAAUACUGUAGCCUUAACGAUUGAAUGGUUGAUCACGAUCUUCUUCAGUCCUAAGCAAGGAGAGCGCGGUAGCACAUGUUGUGGAAAGAACAGCAGACCGAUACUGGAAGAAAGGAACAAUAAUGACCGAGGGUGCGGGCCGAGCGCAUUUCUUAGAGCAAAGGCGGAGCGGCAAAAUGAUUUUCCGCUCCGGCUUUGGGAUGGAGAUCGGACCCUGCUGCAGCCUUCAGUAGACG
Molecule: messenger RNA, 1363 nt
Organism: Exophiala viscosa
Lineage: Eukaryota; Fungi; Ascomycota; Eurotiomycetes; Chaetothyriales; Herpotrichiellaceae
Product: putative NADPH-dependent FMN reductase
Exons: 2
Coding region: 277-1032 (251 amino acids)
Cellular component (GO): cytosol
Molecular function (GO): oxidoreductase activity; FMN binding
Source: RefSeq, a predicted model, not a curated record